Abrus precatorius (Indian licorice) is the source of this 1584-nucleotide messenger RNA. RefSeq names its product RING-H2 finger protein ATL54-like. Bases 143 to 1180 code for a protein of 345 amino acids. Gene Ontology annotation, biological process: protein ubiquitination. The record is from RefSeq and is a predicted model, not a curated record. Lineage: Eukaryota; Viridiplantae; Streptophyta; Magnoliopsida; Fabales; Fabaceae. The transcript has a single exon.
UGCGUAUUGGUCCGAAGUCAAACUUCCAACCCCUCCUCACCAAACCCUGUGUUCAUCCAAACCACACAUCCUUCUCCUCCUUCAUCCAUGUUGUUUUGAUGCUUUCUAUCUUUCCCUUCACAUCCAAAUCCCUCUUUCUGACAUGGGGCUGCAAUACAGAAAGUUGUUUCCACCAUCUUGUUAUUAUUGUGAUCCUUACACUCCACCGUCACCAAUCCCUCCUUACUACCCAGAUGAAGGAGGAGAGAUUCAAACUCCCAGCAAACACAACAAAAUCUCCACCUACUUGAUCAUAAGUUUUGCUCUUGCAGCCACAGCUUUCUUUGGUCUUUGCUGCUACGCCAUCUAUGCAAAGUUUUUCUCUAGUAGGAGUAGGUCGAGGAGAAGGGCUUUGUCACAGCAGCAAACAGAAGAUCCUUUUGUUGAUGAAGAAGAUGGUCCUGUGAUUGACCACCCCAUUUGGUAUAUCCGCACCAUUGGUCUUCAACAAUCAAUCAUUGGUGCCAUCACUGUUUGUAAGUACAAGGGAGGCGAAGGGUUGAUUGAGGGAACAGAAUGUGCUGUUUGUUUGAGUGAGUUUCAAGAGGAUGAGAAUCUUAGGCUUUUGCCAAAGUGUAACCACGCUUUCCAUUUACCUUGUAUUGAUACUUGGCUUAGAUCACAUACCAAUUGCCCCAUGUGCCGUGCUCCUAUUGUUAUUGACCCUACAAGGAUUCCAUCUAUGGAGCCUAAUGCUUUUGGUUCAAGUUCUUUGGAAACUGCCCAGAUGGAAGUUUUGGAAGAUAGGGGUGAGGACAAUGGUGGAAUGGAAAAUAGUGUUGAUCAGUUGAGGAAUAGAGAAGAGGAAGAAGGACAAGAAGUUGGAGAAGGGAGAAGAGUAUGUGAAACUGAGAGAUCAGAUUCCGAUUUGGUUAACAUGCAACCUAGAAGAUCAGUGUCUUUGGAUUCUUCUUCUGCUGCUAAGAUCAAUCUUGCUCUUGCAACUGUUAUGUCAGUGGAAUCUCGUGGGAAUUCAAAGAGGAUUGCUACUGCUGCAAAAGGGGGUUCUUCUUCUAGGACAAGGUAUCUGCAUAGUGAGCCUAGUUCAAUGAAGAGGUCAAGGUCCUUCAACGCCAAACAUCUAUUAUCAUGGUAUAGCCGCAGUCAGAGAAAGCCAAAUGCUCCUCUCAGAAGCUUUUGAUUGGUUCAGGUCAGUUCUUGAAAACUAAAUGUAUUUCUUACUCUCAACAAGGUGAGAGUUUGAAAGGUUUCUGUAUGAAAUGAAGUAAGUCAUGUGAUGAUCAAGUGUAUUAUAGCAAAUCAAAAGGUCUUGAACUAAUUGAAGGUUGUUUAUUAUCAUUGCCAAGUUUGGCUCAGAGGGUGCCACACCUGAUGUAUGUUUGGGUUUUGUAGAGCCAACCAUCAAAUCUAUUUAGACCUUUUCCUUCAUUUAAAUUCAAAUGCAUGGAUGCUGAAAUUAAACGCAGGGCACCUUAUAUAGAUUUAAGGGCCUAGGCCACUUAUAUAAACAACUUAUUCAAUUAAUGUUUAAUAAUUUCCCCUUGUGAAAAUUCGUACGAAAAUGAAAUAUUAUUUGCACCUUUU